AUGAAAAACAGUGGGAAGCCUUUCAACAAAGGGAAGUUUUCAUCUUACAAGGGUGAUAGGAAGGAAUUCAGGAAGAAAGAUGAGAAGGAGCCUCAAUCUACUCAAGGAAUCACUUGCUUCGAGUGCAAUGGACAUGGACAUGUUAAAAGAGAAUGUCCUAAUUAUUUGAGAAUGAAGGUCAAGGCAUAUGCCAUAACUCUUAGUGAUUCGGAUUCUUCCAAUUCAGAUUCGGAGGAUAGCAAGGGCUUGAAUUUGCUUGUGCAAGAACUUAGGAAGCAUAGUGAUGAGGAAUCCAUGGGAAUUGUAGAAGAAUUGGAUGUUGAAGUACAUAAAGAUACAGCCGGUCUUCGAGAGAAUUACAACUCUCUCCUUGAAAAGUCAGGAGAGUAUGCAAAGGUGGCCAAGGUGGCUGUGAAGAAGAUGAAGAAAGCAGAGGAGGACUAUAGAAGUCUUGUAGUGCAUUAUAAGGAGGCCAAAUGUGAAAUAGAGACGUUGAAUGGAGAACUGACCGAAGCCUACUCAAAGAUAAAAUUUCUUGAGCUUGAAGUGGUUCAAGCCAAUGCUAAAGUAGAGCAAGUCUCCUCCAAGAAGCUCAAUGAAGUCCUUUCUCAUCAAAGACCUUUCUCUGACAAAAUCGGAUCGAGAUACACCAGAGAAAGUAGUUCAGCUGUGAAUAUCUCCAAAGAAGUGAAAUUUGUGAAGGCCAAAGAGCCAGUUGUAGUUGCCUCUACUAUGGAGAAGGCAAAGGUUGAGAAAAAGAAGAAUGUGGCUGACCAAAGGAUGUUGAACAAGCCUCGCAACCAAUCAAAGUUCAGGUCUGAAGCCAAUGGGAGAUCACCUUCAAAAUCACAAAGAGGUUCAAGAACGAACCAUAUAUGCCAUCAUUGUGGACUUCAAGGACACACCAGACCUAAUUGUUAUAAGCUGAGAGCAUUGACUAAUGCUAGGGAUCAAAGGUCAAGAGUACCAAAAGAUGACAAGAGGAAUUGGGCUGUUGGGCAACCAAGAAGUCAAAAUGGAGAUUCCGGUGUGAUGGACAUAAUGAUGAUGAUUGAGGCAUUCACCACAUGUUUGGCAAACUUCAACAGCAGGUUUGAAGAACACAAUUCACGUACCCAAUCCUAUAGGGAUAUCACCCCAAACACACAUGAUGUGUGGGUGAAGAGGGGUACUCAUGCAUGA
Quercus robur (English oak) is the source of this 1182-nucleotide messenger RNA. RefSeq lists its product as uncharacterized. The transcript is spliced from 2 exons. Lineage: Eukaryota; Viridiplantae; Streptophyta; Magnoliopsida; Fagales; Fagaceae. The record is from RefSeq and is a predicted model, not a curated record. Gene Ontology annotation, molecular function: zinc ion binding; nucleic acid binding. The coding region runs from base 1 to 1182 and encodes 393 amino acids.